Neoarius graeffei (lesser salmon catfish) is the source of this 1134-nucleotide messenger RNA. RefSeq lists its product as uncharacterized. The record is from RefSeq and is a predicted model, not a curated record. The transcript has 6 exons. Bases 1 to 1134 code for a protein of 377 amino acids. NCBI's taxonomy places the organism in Eukaryota, Metazoa, Chordata, Actinopteri, Siluriformes, Ariidae.
AUGGACGUGUCACUGAGGAAACUUUGGCUUGUUGCUCUGGGCUUCCUUGUGGACUCCAAACAGGCAAAGGUAAAAAAGCUUCGUGUUUGCAGUGCGCACUUCAGCGACGACGACUAUGUUUCUUCAUGCCCAGGACUGAGGAAGAAACGGGUUUUGAAGAAAGCUGCUGUCCCUGCACCCCAGGUAUCAGAGACUACCAGUUCACCAGCAAUGGAGUCUGUUGGUUUCCGGAGGGGCCUGGAUCGUCUGCUGGACUCUGGAGUUAGUAUUGAUGUUGUUACUACUGACCGGGCUCCAUCAAUACGGAAGAUCAUGAGGGAGUCCUAUCCUGAGCUCAGACAUCAAUUUGACCCAUGGCAUGUUGCAAAAGGUGUGAAGAAGAAGGCCACUGCAGCUGCAAGGAAGAAAGAAAACCGGGACCUGCAGCCAUGGAUCAAGUCUCUGGGCAAUCACUUCUGGUGGUCGUGCAGCUCUUGUGGUGGCGAAGAGAAGGAGUUGAGACAGCGGUGGACCUCUGUCCUGUAUCAUGUGUGUGGUAUCCACCGCUGGGAAGAAGAUGGGCAAGAGUACAGAUGUUUCCAUGACGACCUCAGCGAUGAGCAACAAAAAAGGAAGAAAUGGCUGAAGAAGGGGAGUGCUGCCUGGAACGCGCUCAAGGGUGCUGUACUCGACAAAAACCUCUUGAGAGACCUAAGUCAAAUGACUUUGUUCAAGCAUACAGGGGACCUUGAAGUGUUCCACAGCUCUAUGCUGAAGUACGCAGAGAAGAGGCACCACUUCACAUAUGUCACAAUGCAGGCAAGGCUCCAACUCAGUGUUAUUGACCACAACCUCAAUGUUGGCCGUCAGCAUGACCGUACUCAGUCUGGAAAAGAAAAGUACAAUGUUAUUCACUCCAAACAAUCUAACCAGUGGAUUGUAAGGAAGCUGUAUGAGCCAACAACUCAGGAUUUCCGCAAAGAAUUGGUGGAACAGGUCAUUCAGCGGCGACUUGACAAGAAUGUCAGACUUGGAGAUCCAGCGUUCCACAUCCAUCCUCCAGUCACAAUACCAGCCAACAUUGCUCCCACUCCAAAGCCAAACAAGGAUGAUUUGGUUACAGAACAUGUGUCACGCUUUCCAAAAAAACGAUAA